Molecule: messenger RNA, 417 nt
Organism: Talaromyces stipitatus ATCC 10500
Lineage: Eukaryota; Fungi; Ascomycota; Eurotiomycetes; Eurotiales; Trichocomaceae
Exons: 2
Coding region: 1-417 (138 amino acids)
Source: RefSeq, a predicted model, not a curated record
AUGGACAUCAUAACGUGCACCUACAGGUCUUUACACAGCGUACAAUCAAGGCAGGCUUUCGGAACGCAGGCACCUAUACUUACGAUCCAGAGAUUGAUUGCUGAUGCCGGGCUUCCUAAAUCUCACCAAAGUGAUCUUUAUGAACACCAUAUAGAGCUUCUUACAGAAGUCAAUCGGCGCCGCAGCCGUAAGAAAACUAAGCGGCAGGUGCAGGUUGGAGGAGUUCUCACUAUAAUGGAUGCUAAUCGGGCUACUGAGAAUCGUAAGCUUCACGAGAUGGAGAAAAAUAAGACGAAGAUGGAACGGGAGCGCGAAGAAGCGAGAGAAAGAGAAGCUCGAGAAAAGGUACAACAACAAAGCUUACGGGCAAAUGACGAGCCUAUAGGUGAAAACGUCGUAUCUGAUUUACCCGACUAG